Messenger RNA from Pseudomyrmex gracilis, 929 nucleotides. RefSeq names its product guanosine-3',5'-bis(diphosphate) 3'-pyrophosphohydrolase MESH1 (gene Mesh1). Bases 20 to 685 code for a protein of 221 amino acids. NCBI's taxonomy places the organism in Eukaryota, Metazoa, Arthropoda, Insecta, Hymenoptera, Formicidae. The transcript is spliced from 2 exons. Gene Ontology annotation, molecular function: guanosine-3',5'-bis(diphosphate) 3'-diphosphatase activity. The record is from RefSeq and is a predicted model, not a curated record.
AACACCAUAGUCCAGAAUUAUGGAAGACAGCAAUAACGCGCAAUCUGAAUGGACCAAUCCUUUUAAAAGCGAACGCGAUGAAACGUGCGUGAAGGAACUGCCGAACAAUGAAUUGCUGUCACUAGUAAUAAAAUGCGUCAAUUUUGCGGCGAAGAAACAUCGAAAUCAAAGAAGAAAAGAUGUUGAUCAAACACCAUACAUAAAUCAUCCUUUAGGAGUUGCAAAUAUUUUAACAGAAGAGGGCAAGGUGUUCGAGCCAGUGGUGAUUUUGGCAGCGAUAUUGCACGACACCGUGGAAGACACGGACACGACGUUCGAGGAAAUCGAGAGGGAGUUCGGGCACAAGGUUUGUCAUGUGGUGCAGGAAGUGACUGACGACAAAUCACUGCCGUCAGCCUUACGCAAACAGUUGCAGGUAGAACACACUCCGUAUAUUUCGCGCGAGGCAAAGUUGGUGAAGUUAGCUGACAAGUUGUACAAUUUGAGAGAUUUGGAAAAAGCUACACCCGUCGGUUGGACGAGUGAAAGAGUCAAGGAGUAUUUCAAGGUGAAGUAUCUUUUUGUUUUUAGAAGCUAUAAAAAAUAUAUUGCAUUAAUCUGUUUUAAUUCCUUCGUUCGUUCCAGUGGGCGAAAGAUGUUGUUGACGGGUGCCGUCAAACUAAUUUCACUUUGGAAAGCGAGCUAGACGUACUGUUUGAACGUCACGUAACCCAAUCCGAAGAGAGUUGAAAUCUACAUUGAAAUCAUGUUGAUAAAAACACGAGGAAAUUGAGGAGCAGAUAAAUAAGAGAGAGCAACGAAGUUAGGAAAAAAAAAUGCCAAGUUGCUGUUCUAUGAAAAACUGCUGCAAAAAAUUAUUGUAUAAAAUCUACACAUAAUAUACACGUGUGUUUUUUACUCGUGUUGAGUAAAUCAUCAGAUGUUCUAGA